This is a messenger RNA of Durusdinium trenchii, 1082 nucleotides long. NCBI's taxonomy places the organism in Eukaryota, Dinophyceae, Suessiales, Symbiodiniaceae. The record is from the annotation of a GenBank genome assembly.
CCGUCAUUGGCUGCCUGUCGGGCCUGUCGGCUGACUUCGGCUUCAGCAGCACCCUGUGAGCGCCAUGGGGAGCUAUCAGAGACACAACUGCCGGUUUCAAUAUCUUUUCUUGGCGACUUUUGGCAUGCUUCGUGCAAUUAGCUUUGCAAGCUGGGCUGUAUCUGGCCAGAGCACCAGUCUCAGAAGAAGAACAAUCGGCCUAGCGAGAUUUCCAGCGUUCAUGAUUCCAGCUGCAAUUCCAGCAGCUCCAGCUACCACGGGCUUCUGCUCAACCGGUGGGUGCAGUCCUGACAAGACUACAGAUGCUGAGGAUCAACUGAAAGCACAGCAGCUGAGAAGAGAAGCUGACAGUCGUGCCACUGCUUCUGACGCUCACCUGGCCAAACUGGCAACUAUAUUGAACAUUCUGGGGUUGUACUUGUGUGCCUGCGCAUCAUGUUAUUGCAAUUGCUGGCUGUGCCCUUUCAUUCAACACUCCGUCGGACCGAGUCUAGACCUUAUGCCAUUCAAGGAUGUUCUUUUGCGUGCUACUGCAGCAAGUGGGCAGCAGAAAUAUUUGGUUCGUGGCACCUCCGGAGCUGCAUACCACCGUGAUGUUGCACUUCCAUAUGUGAAGUCGUACAUGAAGGAUGGCUUUGGGAUAGAAGUCUUAGGUGGCGGACGGAUCUUGCAUGACACCCAAAGGGGGUUCAUCCAGAUCUACGGCUUCUCCUAUGGCUUCCCGUGGGUCGAGGGUGCAGGCCAUGAGAUUUCGGCUGAGGUCUGCCGUCAGUACUUUUCUGGCUACGAGGCUGGAGAUGGUAUCCAGCGCAUCUUGAUGAGAGCACUUUGAACAUGCGGGUGAGCUGGUCUGAUGAAGGCUACUGAGCUUGGCGCAGCAGAGCUGUGGAUCGAUUCGCGAUUAGGGCUGCCAGAUUGGAGCCUUAAAGUGGGCUUCAAGAGCGGGAGCAAAAUCAGCCGUUUGAGUUGGAGCUUCACUGACCCAGUGUGAAGCACAAAGCACGAAGCACGACACCCGAGCUGCAUUCUGAGGUGGGCGCGCGAAACCUUUGUUAGUUGGAUCUGAGCCAUGCGACAUGGCU